Messenger RNA from Enhydra lutris kenyoni (northern sea otter), 1327 nucleotides. It is a transcript of the gene GCNT7, whose product is annotated as glucosaminyl (N-acetyl) transferase family member 7. The record is from RefSeq and is a predicted model, not a curated record. NCBI's taxonomy places the organism in Eukaryota, Metazoa, Chordata, Mammalia, Carnivora, Mustelidae. Gene Ontology annotation, molecular function: acetylglucosaminyltransferase activity. Gene Ontology annotation, cellular component: membrane.
AUGAGCCAGCUGCGAGCCACAAAGCCCGGGCUCCUCGUGGCGCGGCCGUAUGUAUGCAUCUUCGUUUUGCUUUAUUUACGGAACCCAACCCCUGAGGAAGCAGAGGAGGAACCCACCUACCCAGCAGUAGUGGAAUGCGGCUUUUAUCCGGAUGAACUGUGUUCAGCUUUAUUUGAAGGGAAAGGGGCCGCCCUACAAAUCGCAAGAUUUUGUAAAAACCCUCACGGUUCUCAAAUUCUUGCUCAUUUACGCACGUCAGGGAAUUGCUCGAGGAUUUCCCAGGAGUUGCGUGUCAUAACCAGACCCUUGUCUGCAGAAGAGGGCAAUUUCUCUCUGGCAUACAUUAUAAUGAUUCGCAAGGAGCUGGCGAUGUUUGCACAGCUUCUCAGAGCGAUUUACGUGCCUCAAAACGUUUACUGUAUUCAUGUCGAUGAAACGGCUCUGAAGAAGUACAAGACCGCUGUGCAAACCCUGGUGAACUGUUUUGAAAAUAUUUUUAUUUCAUCAAAGAGCGCAAGAGCGGCCCACACCGGCUUUUCAAGACUCCAGGCGGAUAUUAACUGUAUGAAAGAGCUGGUCCGUCCCAAAUUCCAAUGGAACUACGUCAUUAACCUUUGCGGGCAGGAUUUUCCAAUCAAAACCAACAAAGAAAUCAUACACUACAUCAGAAGCAAAUGGAAUGACAAAAGCAUCACUCCUGGAGUAGUCCAACCACCGAACGUGAAAUCCCAGACAAGCGAAAGUCAUCCUGAAUCCACCCCUGAAGGAAAUAUCUACGUAUCUCCAAAUAAAAGAUUCAAGGACAAACCGCCCCUUAAUUUAACAAUUUAUUUUGGAAGUGCUUACUAUGUCCUGACGAGGAAGUUUGUAGAGUAUGUCCUGACUGACGCCCGCACAAAAGACAUGCUUCGUUGGUCCAAAGACAUCCAGAGCCCAGAACGACAUUACUGGGUGACUCUGAACCGAUUGAGAGAUGCCCCAGGAGCCACCCCGGACGCCGGCUGGGAAGGAGGUGUUCGCGCUGUGAAAUGGAGACACGAGGAGGGACGUGUUCACGACGGAUGUAAAGGCCGCUACGUCCACGAGAGCUGCGUGUGCCCGGGAGACCUGCCGUGGAUCACUCGGUCACCUUUGUUUGCCAGCACAUUCGACUCGACAGACCCUCUGGUGGUGACAUGCCUGGAGCGGUGGCACCCUGUGGUGCAUCAGGCAGAGGCUCCCGUGGAGCCACACUGGCGUUUCCCGCGGGACAGUCACUUCAGCAGGAGACCGAGCGGCUGAGCGGGGAGCUGCCGAGUGUUUGCUUUCUUACUGCUACCGCCUGCUC